UAAUACACCAUUUUCGGAAUAAAAGGUUCCAAACGACCCCUUAAGUUAUUCUCCUCCAAAAUAGCUUUCGUGGCUCUCCUUCCAAGAAUUGAAAAUUCUAGUUAAUGGAGGAAAAAACCUUAAUUUCCUUCUCGGAGUUGGACGGCCCUCGACACCUUUUGGGCAGAGAUGGUCCGGCCAUGGCUCCGAAAAUUGUGGUUUGCUGGUUUGACAGUGGUGGUGGUGGUCUUCCUGCGUUUAGUCCGACGAUGGUGGUUUGGCGCUGGCGGUGGUGGUUUGUCGGUGGUGUGAGGGUGUUUGAAUCAGUGUUGAUUGGUAUGAAAGAUCCCAAAUUAGAGGGCAAAAAUGACAUUUUAAUUUAAAAAAUGGGCGACAAAUAGUAAAACUUAGGCAUCCAGUUGUUUGCUAUCGAGGAAAAUUUAACAAGCACAAGCAACCGCCUGCAUCCGGUGGCAAGCUUGGUAACGUAAAAUGGGCCGCAGCCUAUGCUCACCAACAUGUCAUUUUGGUGUCACUUGGUAGAAUUCGACGGAGAACUACUUCAGUUACUCUUUUGUGAUUGUAGGACUAGUGACAAUGAUCUCGACUUCUUACAAGUUUUCAAGCUGUAAAGGCCAUCUAAUUUAUGGAUUCAAGUCAAGAGGUUGGAGGGAUGGACAAUCUUUGUCAACCAAGUCACCGCAUUCUCCUCAAGCCCCCCCCCCCCCCCCCCCCCCCCCCCCCCCCCCAGGAUGCCAAAAAGGAACAAAACCCUAUUGUAUUUACUUCUUUCUAUAUCGCUACCGAACAAUUUCUUUGAUGUGGAAACAAGACAAUCGUCAUGUGUCAUGCUCACUCCUCCUGGAAUACACCUCUACCAUGGCUCUAUCUGGUUUUCCAUUGCCUUCCUCAGCUACGAUCGCGGCCAAACUACAGCUACUACUCGCCAUUGCAGCAGCUUUGCGGUUGCUAGAGAAGUCUAUCCUCCUAUUGACAAUGCUAGCACGCAAAAAGUUUUUGGAUGCAGCGACAAGGAUGAAGCUACAUUGUCUUCCAAGAUCAUAUCGUUGUUGGACCUUCCUCUAGAAUUUCUUCACAACAUAACGACACGAUUGGUGGUGGUGGCUGAAUACAGAAACUUGCACGCUUCUUGUAAGACAUUCAAAUCGACAACACCGUUGAUAACGUCUGCAACUCCUUGAAGUCUAGCACUCCAGUCUCCCUCCUCAUAUCCAUGGUUUUCUACUUUCAACACCACACGAGAAGCCUUCAUCUCCACGACUUGCGAUGCAGAAACACAUUCACCAAUAGUCAACACCACCUUCCCAAAUCUCCAUCAUCGAAUGACACCACGUGCAUUUUCUUCUCAAAGAACCUUUGGUUACUGACUUGCAUGAAUGAGACCAUUUUUGACCCCGGUGUGGAUGCACUACCUCAUGAUGUACAAGAAUUUAAGUUUUGGGACCCUUUCGAGGAGAAAGUUUGCAGCAUUCCUGGGAUAAUGCCCCUCCCCCUCCCUUAAGCAUUGGGGUCUCAACUGCACCUACUUCUCCAAAUUUUUCCAUCAUGGGAGUAGCGCCAGAUACCACAAAAUAUGGUGGUAUGAUGUUCCAUUUUCAUGAAAAUGGAUGAGGGGUAGUGGUAUUAUAUGGAGGAUAAGGAGGCGAAUUUUCAACCAAGCGACCAUAACCCCAACCUUUCUAGACAGUAAGUUCUACUUCCUGGAUAAGAAAAGAACACUAGGUGUUUUCAGCUGUCAUCGUGGCGUUGAGGGACAGUAUGAAUGGGAACGCGACGUGUAUCCUCGGAAGCUCCUACCCAAUCAUGUCGAGACUAUAGUGGUGAAUCCUUAUGAUGGUUAUAAAUCCAAGAGUUAGUAUCUAGUGGAAUGUGGAGGCCAAAUUCUGUCUAUCAGUGUAGGUAAUCUCGGUAAGUCGAUUCUAAUUUACAAGUUCGAUCAACAGAAGAAAGGUUGGUGGAGAAUCAAGAGCUUGGGAUCACACAUGGUAUUUCUGAGCAACACUUCAUAUUUCUCCAUGGUGGCAACAUUUCUUGGAAUGGGAAACAAAAUAUAUUUUCCUAGAGUAUCUGUCAAAGGAAGUAUUGUGUACUAUUCGGUGGAUACACAUAAAUAUCACACAUUUGACUAUGAUCAUGAUGCGAUGGAAGACUUUCAAGGGACUAGUGAAGUUCACCUCUGUGGUUGGAUUGAAGCCAAAGGUCUGCAGUACAACAACUUGAGAGUGAGUGAAAAAAGUUGUAAUUCUUGAAGAUUUAACAUUAGCAUGCAUACUAGUUUAUAUUUUAUACAUUAAAUAUACUUAAAUCCUUUUAUACAUUAUAUUAUACUUUGUAUGGUACGGGCGCACUCCCGCUUUCAAUUUUUUCCACAAUAAAGGGUCGUUUGCUAA
This is a messenger RNA of Linum trigynum, 2390 nucleotides long. NCBI's taxonomy places the organism in Eukaryota, Viridiplantae, Streptophyta, Magnoliopsida, Malpighiales, Linaceae. The record is from the annotation of a GenBank genome assembly.